AUGGCUCCCAAGGAUACCAAGAAAGCCACCAAGGCCAGCUCCAAGGCUGGUGCUGCCUCCAAGGCCGUCAUGAAGGGGCUGUCUCGAUCGCCCAAGUACCCCCGAAAGUCGAUUCCCCAUGCCCCCCGUAUGGACCACCACCAGGUGAUUGUGCACCCGCUCAACACCGAGUCUGCCAUGAAGAAGAUUGAGGAGAACAACACGCUGGUGUUCAUUGCCGACGUCAAGGCCAACAAGCGCCAGAUCAAGCUUGCUCUCAAGAAGCUCUACGACAUAGAUACCGUCAAGCUCAACACUCUCAUCCGACCGGACGGCUCGAAGAAGGUCUUUGCCCGACUAACGCCAGACAUUGAUGCGCUCGACAUUGCAGCCACCAAGCUCGGAAUUGUUUAA
Trichophyton verrucosum HKI 0517 is the source of this 393-nucleotide messenger RNA. RefSeq lists its product as uncharacterized. Lineage: Eukaryota; Fungi; Ascomycota; Eurotiomycetes; Onygenales; Arthrodermataceae. Gene Ontology annotation, biological process: translation; ribosomal large subunit assembly. Gene Ontology annotation, molecular function: structural constituent of ribosome. The record is from RefSeq and is a predicted model, not a curated record. The transcript is spliced from 4 exons. Gene Ontology annotation, cellular component: cytosolic large ribosomal subunit; ribosome. Bases 1 to 393 code for a protein of 130 amino acids.